UCUAGAAAUAAGAAGAAGCUCAAAGGUAAACAGCUGGACCGCGUUGCACAUGUUUCUUGGGAAAUAAAAUAGAGGAGAUGUACCAACUUGAACAGGACUUUCCAGGCAACGAUAUCGACGAUAUCGAGGAUCUGAUAUCUGCCGAAGAUGUCAAGCCGCAGGAACGUUACCAGAACAAGAAGAGUGUGACAGUGCGGGCCAAGAAGCGUGUGCAAAUCAAGCCAGAGACUGAAGUCGAAGAGAAGCCCACUCCCCGUCCCACCAUAUACGAGAGUGUUAUACCUGGAACUCAAAAGGUGUUUGUGAAGACAUGGGGAUGCGCCCACAACAAUUCCGACUCCGAGUACAUGGCCGGGCAGCUGGCCGCCUACGGCUACAAACUAAGCGGCAAAGAUGAAGCGGACCUCUGGCUGCUCAACAGCUGCACUGUGAAAAACCCCUCCGAGGAUACGUUUCGCAAUGAGAUCGAGUCGGGUAUGAGCAACGGCAAGCAUGUUGUGGUGGCCGGCUGCGUGCCCCAGGGAGCCCCAAAGUCCGACUAUCUACGUGGACUGUCCGUGAUCGGAGUGCAGCAGAUCGAUCGCGUUGUGGAGGUGGUGGAAGAGACCCUAAAGGGACACAGCGUACGGCUGCUGCAAAACAAGAAGGUCCAUGGUCGUCGGGUGGCCGGAGCGCCAUUAUCCCUACCGAAGGUGCGCAAGAAUCCACUCAUCGAGAUUAUAUCCAUAAACACGGGCUGUCUGAACCAGUGCACAUACUGCAAAACGAAACAUGCCCGAGGAGACUUGGCCAGCUAUCCACCCGAGGAGAUUGUGGAUCGAGCUCGACAGUCCUUUGAGGAAGGCUGUUGCGAGAUCUGGCUAACAUCCGAGGACACUGGCGCCUAUGGACGAGACAUAGGCAGCUCCCUGCCAGAGCUGCUCUGGCAAUUAGUCGAAGUCAUCCCAGAGCACUGUAUGCUGCGUGUGGGCAUGACGAAUCCCCCCUACAUUCUGGAGCAUCUGGAGGAGGUGGCCAAGGUACUGCAACAUCCACGCGUCUAUGCCUUUUUACAUGUUCCUGUUCAGAGCGGCAGUGACUCGGUGCUGGGCGAGAUGAAGCGCGAAUACUGUCGCAAAGAUUUCGAGCAUGUGGUGGACUUUCUUCGUGAACGUGUUCCUGGCGUCACCAUUGCCACUGAUAUCAUUUGCGGCUUUCCCACAGAGACCGAGGAAGAUUUCGAGGAGACGAUGACGCUGUGCGGCAAAUACCGCUUCCCCAGCCUGUUCAUCAAUCAGUUCUUUCCCCGGCCUGGCACACCGGCGGCCAAAAUGGAGCGCAUACCCGCCAAUCAGGUGAAGAAGCGCACCAAGCGACUCACGGAUCUCUUCUAUAGCUACGAGCCAUAUGCACAGCGAGUGGGCGAAAUGUACACGGUUCUGGUCACGGAAAUCUCUCACGACAAGCGCCACUAUGUGGGGCACAACAAAAGCUACGAGCAGGUCCUGCUGCCCAUGCGGGACAAUCUGCUGGGCACUCGGGUGCAUGUCCGCAUUACCAGUGUCAGCAAGUUCAGCAUGGUGGGUGAGAUACUGGACGAUGAGCGGGACUGGACGCGUUGCGCACACAAGCAAGAAAAGGCUCCAAUGGACCCAACGAUUAUUACCAGGAGGAAUCGAGACAAGCUGAUCCAGCGCUAUGUGGGCAUUGCCCUGGUGGUGGGCAGUCUGGCUUUUCUACUGCAGCUGCUCAUCCGCUUUGUCUAGUUCUAGCUCUAGCUCUUGGUGGAGCAAUAAAAAUGCACCUUUCUUCCGAA
Molecule: messenger RNA, 1795 nt
Organism: Drosophila obscura
Lineage: Eukaryota; Metazoa; Arthropoda; Insecta; Diptera; Drosophilidae
Product: threonylcarbamoyladenosine tRNA methylthiotransferase
Exons: 2
Coding region: 78-1745 (555 amino acids)
Biological process (GO): tRNA methylthiolation
Cellular component (GO): endoplasmic reticulum
Molecular function (GO): tRNA (N(6)-L-threonylcarbamoyladenosine(37)-C(2))-methylthiotransferase activity; 4 iron, 4 sulfur cluster binding
Source: RefSeq, a predicted model, not a curated record